AUGCGGCCGCCCUGCUCCUGGAGCCCCGUGUGCCGGGCGGGCCCGCAGGCCCGGCCGCCCGCACCGCCGGCCUCCCCCGGCGCCGGCGCGGAGAGGGCACCUGGUGAGCGGCGGGCGGGCCUGCCCCGGGGUGGCGGGCGGCCACCGUGUGCCCGGGCUCGCGGGCCCUUGCCGGUGCUCGCCUCCUGCCCGCCCCGGGAGCCCGCGGCGCGGACGCUGGGGGGCCGUGCGCGGCGGCGGCGGCGGCGGGCGCGGGGUGGGCGGGACGCGACGGCAGGGAGCCAUGCGGGGGUCCUGCAGACCUGGCCCGGAGGUGCGGGCCGGACCGAGGCAAGCGCGCGGAGCCGCUCGGAGCUGUCAGACCAGGUUCUGCCCGAGCCUGCCGGGAGGGCUGGACACGCCCGGCCUCCGCCCCCGCGACCCCGGGGUCCCCCGUGGCGCGCCCCUGGCCCAGGCCCGUGUGAUGUGUCCCCAGAGCCCGUAAUCCACUCGACUGCCCUGCUUUUACACAUCCUGUACCUGCAGGGCGUGGUCACCAGCUUCCCCCAGCACCCGCGGGAGCCCAGCGCUGCGGGCGGCCCUGUCCGGCAGGGCGGGGAUGGGAGGGAUGCUGAAGGGAACUCCUCCGUCUGUGUCCUGCGCCUUUGA
This is a messenger RNA of Zalophus californianus (California sea lion), 648 nucleotides long. Its product is annotated as translation initiation factor IF-2-like. The record is from RefSeq and is a predicted model, not a curated record. The transcript has 3 exons. NCBI's taxonomy places the organism in Eukaryota, Metazoa, Chordata, Mammalia, Carnivora, Otariidae. Bases 1 to 648 code for a protein of 215 amino acids.